CAUUAUGGCUGGCAACUCGUGAUACUUGUUUACAUUUUGAAAUUGGAUAAUAUACACGUUUUGGAGCAUCGUUUUGUUUUCGUUUCACUUCGAAGGGAAAGUCCUUCUAUUUAAGUAACUGUAGCUGGAAAUUGGAGAAGGGUAAUCGAAGAUUCGCUAGAUUUUUCCCAGCCAAAAGUCGAGCUCUGUGCAACAACGAACAGCGUAUAAAGUUACAUCUCUGAACUGAGUCGACGCUGAAGUUGGGUUUGCUUGUGGUUUUGCUUUAUUGUAUUUUGGUUUUCAGCGAGGAACGAGGUUACUUAAAAGCUCAGAAUUUUUAAAAGCUGCCUUAGUUUUCAAGGAAACCGCGGCUUUGGUUAAUUGGUCGCUAGUUGUAAUCUGAUUUCGUUCCAAUUCGAGUUUGUUUUGGCAACUAGAGAAGCAUGUUUUGAAUGUUCCCACUUUAAAGUAUUUCCUAUCACAAUGGUUUUUAAGCAAGAAUCGUGUAAAUCGAUGACUUCCAAUGCAAGGAUGAACUGCACAAAUAUACGGCCUUGAGAGAAAUCUGAUGUGUUAAAGCACUUUCAAGGAAGGAAUUGGUUUUUAUAUAAAAGUGGUUUUAUACGACUUUUGUGAGUUUGGCAGUAUUCGUAUAUUGGCAUCCAACUCCUUGAAAUUUUGGCUUGAAAUUUAUCUGUGUAUAGAUACCAAAUUUGAAGAGGCAAAGAGCUUGAUAUAAUAUAGUGUAUAUAUUGUAUAUAUAUAUAUAUACGCAUACCAGUCUGGGAUAUUUCUGUGGAGAGUUUAUGUACAGCUGUUUGUAUGAAUAGCAUUUAGGUUGCAUAUAUAUUGUAUAUGCAAAACUUUUGUGUGAUCGUGUAACUACAAGUUCAAAAGGCUUUACAAAAUAUUCAAGAAAAGUGUCUCUAAAGUGUGCCUGUGUAAGAAAGGCAAUUUGGUAGCCCUAAUUGACAGCUGUGGUAGUAUUCUUGGACUUUAAUUGCUCAAUUAUUCAACCGUUAACUAGUGGGCCUUUUGUGUGACACAAGAUUUAAAGGCAAUACUUAUAUUGAACUUACUGAUCAUCAUAUGAGGAUAUAAUGAUGGAGAGAUGAAAUAUUUGAGAAGUCCAAGCUACUCUGUCGAAAAGUUUCAGAAAUCGGAAAGCUCAAAUAGUUCAGCACGAAGUGGUAUCGAAGAGCAAAUGGCGAAAAUGAAAAAGAUGAUAAGGUCUCCAAUGAGCAAGCGAAAGCAUGAGGGUAAUACGGCUCUUAAUCCACCGAAGACAUUUGGCGUUGCGCUUGAUGAAUUGUUACAGAGAAAUUCAGAGAACAGUGAAAUACCUUAUGUGCUGGAGAGAAUCACUGAAUACAUUGUUUGUUAUGGAAUGAAACAAGAGGGAAUAUUUCGUGUCAAUGGAAAUGCAAAAGUUAUGGAGAAAUUGAAGUCGGACUUUGAUAAAGAUGGUGAUGCUAAUUUAGAAAAUAGUGGUGAUGUUAUGUCUGUUGCAGGACUGAUGAAAAUGUUUUUGAGAGAGCUACCAGAACCAUUGAUUCCAAAUAAUUUUAUGAAAGCAUUCAUGCAAGUUCACAAAGAAUAUCAUUCAGACAAGGAUGAAUGUUGUGUUCGCAUGAGAGAUUUGGCUGGGAAGUUGCCAGAGCCAAGAAGAAAACUACUGAAGUUUCUUUGCCGUUUUUUGGUUCAUAUGUCUUUGCAUCAGGAUUCAAACAAGAUGAACGCAAACGCUUUAGCGAUCGUCUUUUCACCGAAUCUAUUCAGAUGCAGUGACGGCAUUGAAGGAUUCCGGGAGCAAUCAGUUACCAACAGUAUCGUCUUAAUGUUUAUCGAUAACUACAACAUGAUUUUUAAGGAUAAAGACGAGGAACCGCCAUCGCUUGCUAAUUUCAUUCAAGUACAAGAGGCGAGAGACAGCAGUUUCACCGGUCCUCCAGCGACGCCAAUACCUUAUGAACAGCAUAAGAAAUUGAAAGGACGCAGGGACAAGACAUCGUCGCCAUCCAACGAGACACAAGAGAUGAUCAGUCCUUACGCUGAGUACCGUCUAGGCGACGAUAAUACUCUGGUUAUCGGCGAUGAACCCAAACUUAAAAUCGAGAAUCAUAUUUAUGCUUCGGUCAGCAAAACCCAAAGAGAAGCCAUACGCAAUUCAACAAUUUAUGAUCUUUCUUCGGAAGAGGCAGAACCAUACAUACGAUCAAAUUCGCCAUGCUGGCAAAAACCAAAUGGGGAGGCAUCAAGUCCUAAGAUGGGAGGAUCUUCGCCCAAAUCAAGGAAAGAGUUCAUGGAGAGAACAAUUAAAGAAAGCAUCAAAGAACAUUUGUUUGGACACAAUCUGACAUCCACCAGCGAGGAGUCCGAUAAAUUGGAUUCGCCGAGUGAAGAAGCCCCUCCAGUUCCCCCAAAGAUCCCCGAGUUGCUUUCGCCUGAUGAUACAAUUACGAGAUCUCAAAAACGAAAGAAAAGACGCGGUUCAAAAUCCUCUCAGGAAAAUGCAAAGAUUUUAUCCAAUAACGAGGGUCCCGCGGAUGAAACGGACGGUGUAAAAAGUUCAGAAAUACGGUAUAAACAUAAGUCAGACCAAGAGCCAGACCAGGGUGUGGUCAGGUCGCCAAAACGCCAGCAUCGCUCAAGACAAAUGGACAUGGAGGGCAGACAACCUCUUAUGAUCAACGUGGUUGAUUACGAUUCAGCCGAAGGAUUAUCUACAAAGAAGGAGAAGUCUUUGAACAACGAUUAUAACGAGCCAAAUGAAUUGAAGGAUUUGGAUUUAUCUACGUUGAAGACUUCAGGAGUUCUUUCAUGUUUGACCUUACACAGAGCGCCCCUUCCUCGUCGUAGAAGGCCACCAUCGUUUCGCAAAAGUAAACCGGUUAAGAUCGACAUGAGAACGGCAGAUCCCGAAGUCAAGUCUGAUUUGAAGCAAUUACCAAGAAAACCACCCAGUCCUCCUCCGAGACCCAAUUUAUCCCCAAGUAACUCGAUUUCACCCGCCAUGGCAUCGAAACUCGAGCGUCGAAAACAGGUUCGUGGGAUGCCAGAAUUGCCACCGAAGAGUGGUAUUGAAAGGGAUAUUGAGCUUGACAGUGAAGGUGGUAGUUGUCCAUCAGACUCACCCACUGGAGACUCUCCCGUCUCAAGCAUCAACUUGAAAAGAAGUGAAUGCUUACCAAUUGUCCCGCCUCUGGAGUUGUAUAAACUUAGCGAGCGUACUGAAGACGAUCCAAUGGUUUCGCCUCGUGAAAGAUACGAUGGUGGUUGUGCUUUCGACGACGCCAUGGUUUCUCCUCGCUCAAGAAGAGGCAUUUUGGAUAUUCGUGGAUUUUCUUCCGAGUGUCCGCCUUCUCCUCCUGCAAAACAAGAAAAUCACUUUUGGCUGGACAAGAAGCCAAGUACCUCGCCCAAGGGAGAGUCCUCACUGAAGGAACUAUACAAGCGCGCCAAAUCAUUUAAGAAGAAAAUUAGAGAUUUUGAAGAAAAAUUCGAAGACGAAAAUGGAUACAAGCCAACUCAAGCGCAGGACAAAGCUCCGAUUAAGAAAUAUUUAUCUGAACUAAACAGAACGCAACGGUUAAUUCAAGAAAUGAAAGAGAAAAGAAUACAAGGAGAGCGAACACCAGUAGAAGUCACAACUCAAAGUCCUCCAGCUUCGAAAGACGCAGAACCGCUCCUAACCACAAUUCCUGGCACCGUGGAGCAAUCUUUGGAGAUAUCUCUAAGAAAACUGAAAGAGAAGCGGGAGGCGAAUAGCCGGCCAGAAAACGUCGAUGACAUGAGUCGAGAUCAACUUCAAGAUGAAAAACUCGCCGUCCAGAAGGCUCUACUACAACAUGAAAAUACAUACGGAAGACCUACGACGAAACGAGAUAAGGAUAUCAUGAAACCACUCUAUGAUCGUUACAGAACCAUCAAACGAAAGAUUACAAAUUAUAGUCUGAAAGAAUCAUCGGACUCACCGCUAGAUUUAAAAUCGAAAAGUAUGACCGACAAAAGGAAAACCUCUCCUGAACGACCUACGGAGCUCGAUGUGACCACAGUAUCGCAAGUUGAUACGCUUGGUAGCACAGCAUCAGAGACCGUGUCCCGAUUGGCAAAAUCACUGCCGGCAAGAACGAGCAAGAAUCUUUUCGAAAACGAUAUGUCACCAGUUUCCCCCUUGUCAAUAUCCGUUGACGAGUCAGGGAACAGUCCGAUCGACGAUGACCCGGGGGGUGCGGACGACGUUACGUCUGGUGGGGAACAUGCUCUUUUGACUGCUAAAGAUUCCGAUGCGAUAUUACACCAAGCUUCAAUAGAUGAACUACUAGAACAGCAAGCAUCAGCUAUAAGACGGAAAAAGAAACUAAGAAAAAGGCUUAAAUCUUUUGAAGACAACUUCGCUAAGAAAACUGGCAGAAAAGUUCAAAGAGAAGACAGAGGCUCUCACGAGGGAGACUAUGAAGAAUACAAGAAAAUCAAAGCACGUCUUCGACUUCUGGAUGCACUUAUUACAAAACAGCAGGGAAACAGUACCAUAUAAUCGCACGGAGAAAAACCUUAUACAGAAAGUUUUGAAGUUAGCACAUGUGUAAUAAAUAUUGUAUAAAUAUAUAUAGUUUACCAUAGUUUAUAUAAUACUAAGUUCAGCCUCUUGGCAUGGCACUGCUGCAUGGUUCAUUUUUACCCGAUUGGGAAUAAAUGGUUAAUUUUACAAAUGAUUUUCAAAGUUCAUAUUCACCUUGAGGAAUCUGCAUCAUCCGUAAAUCCCUAUUUAUCUGGUAUUUCAUUUUGAUCUAGCCGCAUUAAACCAUCGUAUUUUAUCAAAUUUCAUCCAAACAUAUUGUUCAAACUUCAAUAAAUCUUUGGAC
Dendronephthya gigantea is the source of this 4847-nucleotide messenger RNA. Its product is annotated as protein FAM13A-like. The record is from RefSeq and is a predicted model, not a curated record. Bases 1094 to 4519 code for a protein of 1141 amino acids. Gene Ontology annotation, biological process: signal transduction. NCBI's taxonomy places the organism in Eukaryota, Metazoa, Cnidaria, Anthozoa, Malacalcyonacea, Nephtheidae. The transcript is spliced from 46 exons.